AUGGGUCUUCUCACUCUCGUUGAAGACAGGCCCACCCCCAAGGAGGUCUACAACUGGCGCGUCUAUGCUUGCGCUGCUGUAGCCUCGUUCGCUUCUUGCAUGAUCGGUUAUGAUUCUGCUUUCAUCGGAACCACUCUCGCUCUUCCUUCGUUUCAGAAAGAAUUUGGCUGGAAACGUAAGCCAGCAGCCGAUGUCACAUUCAUCAAGGAGAACAUUGUCUCCGUCUACCAGGCCGGUGCCUUCUUCGGUGCCCUUGGUGCCUACAUCAGCGCUCACUACCUUGGUCGCCAAAAAUCUCUCUGGGUCUACGUCGUCGUAUUCAUGGUCGGUGCUGGUAUUAUGUUGAAGGCUGCCAACGGUGAUCUCGCUCCUAUCUACGCCGGCAGAGUUCUCACUGGUAUCGGUGUGGGUGGUGCUUCCAUGGUUGUCCCUAUCUACAUUUCCGAAAUUGCCCCUCCAGCAGUCAGAGGUCGUUUGGUCGGUAUCUACGAACUUGGAUGGCAAAUCGGUGGUCUCGUCGGUUUCUGGAUCAACUACGGCAUCGCCGAGACACUUCCCAGCAACCACGACCAGUGGAUCAUCCCCUUCGCCGUUCAACUCAUCCCUGGAGGACUUCUUGCUAUCGGAUCUAUCUGGCUCAAGGAGUCACCUCGUUGGUUGUUCUCCAAGGGCAAGCGUGAGCAAGGUCUCAAGAACUUGCUUUGGAUCAGAAACCUCCCUGCCGACAACUUCUACAUUGUCGAGGAGAUCUCUUUCAUCGAGUCUGCUCUUGAGGAGCAGAAGUCGAGCGUCGGUCUUGGAUUCUUCGACCCUUUCAAGGCUGUUUUCAAGAGCCGAAGCCUUCAAUGGCGCGUGUUCCUCGGUACCACUCUCUUCAUCUUCCAGAACGGCUCAGGCAUCAACGCCAUCAACUACUACAGUCCUACCGUCUUCAAGUCUCUCGGUAUUGUUGGAGGUAACACUUCCUUCCUUACCACUGGAUUGUUCGGUGUUGUCAAGACCACCUUCACUCUUAUCUGGCUCUUCUUCCUGAUCGACAAGGUCGGACGUCGCAACUUGCUUCUUAUCGGAGCUAUUGGUGGUGCUUGCUGUAUGCUUAUCAUCGGUGGCUACCUUGCCAGUCCACUUGUCGACACUUCUGCAGCAGCCACCGCUGUCGCCAAGCCGCUCUCAUCUGGAGGUAUUGCCGCCGUGUUCUUCUUCUACCUUUGGACUGCCUUCUACACACCCUCAUGGAACGGUACCCCUUGGGUCAUCAACUCUGAGAUGUACGAGCAGAACGUCCGUGCUCUGGGCCAAGCUAUGGCUGCCGCCAGCAACUGGUUCUGGAAUUUCAUCAUUGCUAGAUUCACCGGUCAGAUGUUUGCAAACAUGGGCAAGUCAGGGUGUGGAGUAUAUUUCUUCUUCGCCGGCAUGAUGUUCCUCUCCGUCAUUUUCGUCUGGUUCUGCAUCCCCGAGACUAAAUCGGUCCCUCUCGAGUCCAUGAACAGACUCUUCGAGAUCAAGCCUUGCAGCAAGGCCAAUGCUAUCAUCAUGCGCGAGGUGCAGGAAGCAGAGGCCGAGUUCCGCGAGGAUGCCGAAGGCGCUGGUUUGAGCCUCGAGAAGAGCAAGGUUGCUUACGUCGAGGACAGUGCUGUCUGA
Molecule: messenger RNA, 1641 nt
Organism: Aureobasidium subglaciale EXF-2481
Lineage: Eukaryota; Fungi; Ascomycota; Dothideomycetes; Dothideales; Saccotheciaceae
Exons: 3
Coding region: 1-1641 (546 amino acids)
Biological process (GO): carbohydrate transport; transmembrane transport
Cellular component (GO): membrane
Molecular function (GO): carbohydrate:proton symporter activity
Source: RefSeq, a predicted model, not a curated record